AUGGAUCGUCAAUCACUGUCGAGUGGCCAUGAGCGCACCAGCGAAAAGGCUCCUCUGCUACAAGAUGAGGAAAGCAGGUCGCCGAUUCCCGCAUCCUACUGCGCUACGUGCGGUCGCCGCCUCCGGGAAGCGUUUCAUUGGCGUGCCUUCGCCGCCUUCAUGGUCCUCUUCGUCAUAUGGCUCUGUUAUGCCGGCUUCGUUGUGAAGGAUGACUGGCCCGAUAUUUUGCCUUUCUCCCUCAAUACAAACAGCAAAGAGCCCGAACACAAAGGGGCUGACAUCUGUCUAACGCCUGCGUGUGUUCAUGCCUCCUCGGAGCUGCUUUACAACUUGUCGCCCGACUAUCAAACCCUUGACCCGUGCACCGACUUCGAGGAGCUGGUUUGCGGAGGUUGGAGGGAGCGUCACGAUCUACGGCCCGACCAAGGCGAUGCCUUUACCGGCACGAUCAUGAGCGAGAAUUCUCAGAUGCUACUCCGCCAUAUCCUCGAAGCUCCGUACCCCGGCUUGUCGGCGCAUUCCUACUUCUCCCCUGCCACACUCGACAGUACCACAGGCUCGGUGGACAAGGAGAAUUUCGACAAGCUCAAAGCGGCCUAUGAUGCUUGUUUGGAUGAGGACACCAUCGCGAAAGUCGGCGUUGCGCCAUUGAUCGAGAUACUCAACGAUACCGCGAAACAUUUUUCAUCUGGCGACCUCUCUGUCACAAUUGCAUUUAUGCUCAAGGCUGGCAUGUCGACUGUGAUAUCUGCUGACACGGGUGCCGACGACAAAGAUCCAGAUACGGUGGUGGUCUCCAUCGCGGCUCCGUGGAGCAUUGGUUUACCUGCACGGGAAAUGUACGAAGAUGAACAGCUCGUGAAGAAGUAUGAAGACGUGGCUUCGAAAGUUCUCUCGGCACUCCAAGAUGAGGCCUCUACCGAUGCAGUCGAUGCUCAUGAUCUGGUCGAGUUCGAAAAGCAGCUUGCGAAAGCCGCGCCGACUGCUGAAGACCGCAACGACGUGACGAAAUACUACAACCCCAUGUCUCUAGCUGAUGCUGAUGCUCUAACUCCACAACUGAGGCUGUCGGAAAUCCUCCAUAGCCUGGUACCCUCAAACUACCAAUUGGAGCGAGUCAUAGUCAUGGCUCCAAAAUACAUGAAGGAGCUUAGUAAAGUGCUGGCGGAUACACCAGAAAAGACUCUGCACACAUACUUCAUGUGGAAGGUAGUCCAGUCGUACGCCAGCUUUAUUGAGGCUGACGCGGUCGCUCCUCUCAAACGAUUUUCAAACGAGCUGGAGGGCAAGGACCCAGAUACCAAACCGGAACGAUGGCGAACGUGCGUCGACCACGUCGACUUUGGAGUGGGCUGGAUCCUGAGCCGCUUCUUCGUCGAAAAAGCCUUCUCGGCCAAGGCGAAAGAAUUUGGCGAUCAAAUUGUCUCCGACAUAAAGGAUCAGUUCAUCGAAAAGCUCAAGGUUACCGAGUGGAUGGAGAAGGAAGUGAUUGAGCUGGCCAUUUCCAAGGUCCACAACAUUGUCCAAAAAAUUGGAUAUCCGGACAAGAGCCCAAACAUCAUGGACCCCGCGAGUCUGAAGAAAUACUACGCUCCAGUCAACAUUACUUCUUCGACGUACUUCGGCAAUGCUGUAUCGAUCAUCCGUGCUGAGCUCGCUCGCGAGUGGGCGGCUCUGGGCAAGCCUGUGGAUAGAAAUCAAUGGGAUAUGACUGUUCCAACUGUGAACGCAUACUACAAUCCUCCCGGCAACGAAAUUGUUUUCCCAGCAGGAAUCAUGCAGUUUCCCGUCUUCGAUGUCGAUGUCCCCCAGUAUCUCAGUUACGGCGCCUUCGGGUCCGUAUCUGGGCACGAGCUCUCUCAUGCAUUCGAUUCGACCGGUCGCCAUUACGACCAGAACGGCAAUUUCACCGACUGGUGGACGGAAAAGACGGUCGAGAACUUCAAGAAGCGGGCAGAGUGUUUCGUCGAGCAGUACUCCAACUUUACUGUACCGGGUCCUGAUGACAAACCACUCCAUGUCAACGGCCGACUGACCUUGGGCGAAAACAUCGCGGACGCAGGUGGUCUAGCGGCAGCAUUUGCGGCGUGGAAGAAGCGCGCGGCGGAGAAGCCCAACCAGGAUCUUCCUGGGCUGGAGUUCUUCACACAGGAGCAGUUGUUCUUCGUCAACUACGCCAACUGGUGGUGCGGAAAGACCAGGAAGGAAACUGCCAUUCAACGAAUCUACCUGGAUCCUCAUGCACCCAAGUUUGCCAGGAUUCUGGGCACCAUGGCCAACUCGAGGGACUUCCGGGAGAGUUUCCAGUGUGACAAGAAAGAGCCCGUUUGUGAGUUGUGGUAG
Fonsecaea nubica is the source of this 2343-nucleotide messenger RNA. RefSeq lists its product as hypothetical. The transcript is spliced from 9 exons. Lineage: Eukaryota; Fungi; Ascomycota; Eurotiomycetes; Chaetothyriales; Herpotrichiellaceae. Gene Ontology annotation, biological process: protein processing. Gene Ontology annotation, cellular component: plasma membrane. Gene Ontology annotation, molecular function: metalloendopeptidase activity. The record is from RefSeq and is a predicted model, not a curated record. The coding region runs from base 1 to 2343 and encodes 780 amino acids.